AUGAUCGCAGUCCGUUGUUUACUGCUCUACACGCCAGUUAUAUGUUAUCGUCUUUUUCCCCAAAACGAGAUAUUACUGAACCACAACUCGGGCAGUGACAUCCAACGGAUAUACGCUCCAAGUAUAGUGGACGUGCCGUACCACGUACUAAUUAUAUACGACGGUUUGUUCUGCUCCGGGAGCCUCAUAAGCAGCAUAACUGUGCUUACCGCAGCCAGCUGCUUCUGGAAGUACACUGACGAUAAAGUCUUCGUAAAGGCGGGUACGAAUGUCAUAUCCAACGAGGGAUACAUAUACCAGGUGGAAUCUAUAAAAAUACAUGAAUAUUAUAAACAUCUCAGUGACACGGAUAAUGAUAUUGCCCUUCUUCUUUUAAAAAAUCACGUGGCAUUUAAUAACGGUGUCAAGAAAGUGAUUCUACUGGAACCAGAGACCGCGUUGCGAGUCAAUACACCCAUGAUUGUUUCUGGUUGGAGUACGAUGAAAUUGUCUCCGAAAUACGGAAAUGUUUUGCUGUGGUCGGAGAUGUUUUUGAUAGAUAAAAACGAAUGUAUCAAAAGCUAUGGGCGAUAUAUGACAUCAUCAAACUUUUGUGCAAAAUAUAACUUGGAACGUCGUCUAUACGAUAAUGGCGGGCCUGCGACAUUCCAAGAUUUUCUAGUAGGAUUUGCAUCGUUCACGUCUAAGAACCACAGCGAACCGUAUUUUGCGGUUUUUACUAAUGUCUCGUACUUUUACCGAUGGAUUAUGCUCAACACAAAAUAUUUUCUAGAGAAACGUUGCAAAGAAAAUCGAGUCUCUGGUGUAGAUUUCUUAGAUUAUGACUACCUAGAG
This is a messenger RNA of Iphiclides podalirius (scarce swallowtail), 834 nucleotides long. The record is from the annotation of a GenBank genome assembly. Lineage: Eukaryota; Metazoa; Arthropoda; Insecta; Lepidoptera; Papilionidae.